Micromonas commoda is the source of this 720-nucleotide messenger RNA. RefSeq lists its product with no specific name. The coding region runs from base 1 to 720 and encodes 239 amino acids. NCBI's taxonomy places the organism in Eukaryota, Viridiplantae, Chlorophyta, Mamiellophyceae, Mamiellales, Mamiellaceae. The record is from RefSeq and is a predicted model, not a curated record. The transcript is spliced from 2 exons.
AUGGCUACGCGCACGUUCUCGACGUCCAAGAGCUACGGCAAACCCAGGACCCGCGUCCGCGGCCUGACCAUCCUCGGCGCGAUCGUGACGUUCGUCCUGUUCACGGCGCUCAGCUUGACGACGGGCUGGCCCAUGGGCCCCAGGACUAAGCGCCGCAUGGGCGAGGCGAUGCACAACGCCUACCAGUGGGAGGAGGCGCACUUUCACAUCGGAUCCUCGCUGCAGCGGCCCCACGCGUUGUCCAAGCGACCCCUUCGACCCGACGAGCGCGACCAGUUCUCCAAGCGCGGCGAGGGGUUGGUGCUCCUUCCCGGCGACGACGACCCGCGGAGCGACGGCGAGGACCACUGGAUGACCUCCGUGCUCGACGCCGUGGACGAAGCCGGGCUCAAGGGCCCGUCGCGAUGCCUCGACCUCCACGUUGGCACAAUCCGGCCCGGGGGCGCGCGAGGGAACCACCGACACAAGACGCGCGACGAGUCGCUCAUCGUAUGGGGCGCGUCGGGUCGGAUCCGGGUCGAGCGGCCCGGCAUGGGGUACCACGAUUACGUGAUCGACAGGGACGACGUGGUGGUGUUGGCGGCGCCCGCGGGAUCCGCGCACGCCAUCCGAGCCGACGACGGCGAGGGGAACGUGAUGAUGCUCGCCGCGUGCUCGGACGCGCCGCCGACGGACGGACCGGACCCGAACACCGACUACCGGGUGUGGAAGGACUGGUGA